UCCCAGGCGGUAGCGGGGGCGGUGGUGCUGUUGCCCUUUUAAGCUGCGGCUUGACAGGAGCCGCGCCUCCCGUGGGUGGAUGGGUUACAAACGGAGCAGCUCCACAGGCCGCCACACAGCUCCCGCCAAGGCCUCCUCCGUGCCCCUUGCCAUUUUCCAGCGGCGCUCCCACGAGGGUCGAGGCGGCGGGGAGAAGCAGAGCCGCAAGAACUCUGCCAGGAGGCCCCGCCGAUGGUCGCCGAGAUGCCAGCGGUUCCGGACAGGCUCCCCUUCCGCGCCCCUCCCGCCCGAGUUGAGUGUCAGGGCUCAUGGCCAAACUGAAGUUGCUAGCAUCUAUCUUCCACAAGAACUAGGAGCGGCAGCGGCCGCUCACGCUCCGCUGCAACAUGAAGGGGCAGGGCGAGGGCAGAGAGGGGCGCCAGGAGUCCCAGGACACAGGGGUGCCUGCCCCGGAGAGGCCCCAGUUCCCCGCCCCUUUACCCCGCAACUGGCCUGGCCCUUGCCCCCGGGACGGUGGGAGGCUUGGGUGGGAGGAGGCGGAGGGCGCGUCUCUCCGGCUCCUCGCGCGGGGCAGGCUUGGGGGCUGCUGGCUCCUCUCGGCCCCCGUUGCCGCGCCCCGAGGUGGGAGCCCGCGGCUGCCGAAGCCCGCUCGGGUCCCAUGGCCGCCCUCAGUCAGCCAGCCUGCUCCCAAGACCGCGACAGGGCGGUGCGGGGCGGCUCCGGCGUUUUUUCAGCCCAGGCGGGAGAAACUAACAAUGAAAAUGGGCGCGUUGAUGGAAGAAAAGUUGAAAUGCAGCCUCUGGUGCUGUGUGAGCGAUCCAUCUCUCCGGAGCCUGGCUGCGCGCUGCUGUGUUCUGGAAAGGCACAUUGUACCAUAGAUGCGGCAGGAUCUACAGCACUCUAAAAUACUAGUCAACCUUCAGAAUACUCCUGUACUAUGCUUAUGGGUGAUCUUUUUCUGAGGUUUACUGAGGGGAAAAUCUGAUGAAUCGUAGACUGCCAAGCAAGUUCCCUGGAAGAUGCAGAUCAGACCAAGGAGCAGCCUUUUUGCCACAACAGGUAGUCUUGUUACUGCUUCAGGACUGCAAGAAGGAAUAAAUGAAAAUGUGUUCAUGUAUGUGGCCUUAAGACUGUCACACAGAAUUUGAAAAGUGAGAGCUUAUCCUUGGAAAAAGAAAAAGGCUAAAGGCUGGUAGACACAAGAGAUAGGACUGGACACUUGGAGAACAGGCUGAUAUCUUCUUAAAUGCUGGGCAGAAUUUUUAAAAAAUCUGUGGUCUGUUUUUGCUACGUAGACCCUAUAUACUCUUCUUAGUAACAUGCCCACAUGGAAAUAACCAUCAGUCUCAGAUGGAAAGAAUGAGAAAUCAUCUAAAUAGAGAUGCAGAAAAGAUUUAGCAGGAUGAAAAGAACUGAACAGCACGAAGAGAUGGGUGAUAUAUAGUUCUGGAAUUAUACAUUCAAAACACAAGCUGGUGAGACAUUUAGAGAAAGCACUUUUGUAUGCACUGUCUUCAGCCCUCUGCCAGGAAAGUCGUCUAGCCCAUGAAUAAAAGCAAUGUUUCGGGACAA
Molecule: messenger RNA, 1572 nt
Organism: Macaca mulatta (Rhesus monkey)
Lineage: Eukaryota; Metazoa; Chordata; Mammalia; Primates; Cercopithecidae
Source: RefSeq, a predicted model, not a curated record